Molecule: messenger RNA, 1981 nt
Organism: Daldinia decipiens
Lineage: Eukaryota; Fungi; Ascomycota; Sordariomycetes; Xylariales; Hypoxylaceae
Product: kinase-like protein
Exons: 2
Coding region: 118-1905 (595 amino acids)
Biological process (GO): peptidyl-serine phosphorylation; peptidyl-threonine phosphorylation
Molecular function (GO): protein serine/threonine kinase activity; ATP binding
Source: RefSeq, a predicted model, not a curated record
GUCCUAGCUACUGUUCAGGGGAAGAGCGAGCACUUCUAUGCUCAAUGUAAGCUAGUCAUUUCACGAGAUCCAGCUUUUUUCUAGGCUAUCGAAUUCUAACACUACAUUAAAAUGUAGAUGACUCAAUAUCGGGGUGGCCAAUCCCCAAAAGAUAACGCAAAUGCACAUGUACAAUACCGCGACCGCGGCGACAAGUUUCGGCGGGAGUAUCAAAAACCCAAUGCAAGUGCGGGCGUGUUAAACGGAUUGAGUACGUAUAGGGAUGGGAAGCUAUAUAAAAUCUUGCGAGAAAGCAGAAUAUCUCAUACCAACAAUAAAGAUACUUACUUUAUCCCUUUCGACAAGCUUGAAUUGGCCAGGAAUCCUGGGCUUGUUGAACAAGCUCUUCGAGAAGGUGAAGCUUCUCGAGACGAAAUCUCAAAAUGGGUGGCUAAAAUUUGUACGAAUCAACCCGAAGGAAGUGAAAGUUUCUUCUUUCGGACCUUUGCCAUCCUGGUACUAUGCGAGAACGCUAGGUGCAUCGGUAGGUUUAUUGACCGGAAUAUCGACGACUCUUAUCUCCCUUUACCAACGGUAGAGCGAAAUGAAAACGGGAUAGCAAUUUUACGAAAAAACAAUGGCCGUGAAAUUAGUGAAGAGACCUUGAAAUACCUCUUCCAAGACCGGAGAGAGUGGAAGCAAGGAAACUUGGACAAUUUCGCUACCUACCAAUGGUGGGCUAUUGCCCCCUUCUUUUACCGGCCGGACAAUAUUAUUCCUCACUAUGUCCUAGAAGCCUCAGACGUCUUGCCAUUUACGGAGAAAAAGAAUCAUCUUGAGGUUGAGGUGGAGUCACUGGACGCGGAAGUUAAACAGGCCGUUUUACAAGGGGGAUUCGGCGAUGUUUUCAUAGUGAAAGUACAUCCGUCGCAUUACUACUUUCGCAACCAGCCCUAUAGCGAUAAUUCACACUCAUUCGCUCUUAAGCGCCUGAAAUCGUUAAAUGAUAAAGAUUUUCAAUUGGAGGUCGAUGCUCUAAGCAAAUACAACUACGGCAUUGACAAACACCUGAUCCCACUACUGGCUACGAUCGAGAAAGAGAGUGAAGCGGGAAAAUACUACUUACUAUUCCCAAAGGCAAAUGGUGAUCUUAGGUUUUUCUGGAAAACCCAGUUCAACAAGAAUCCAAAUAGAGUAUCUACAGAGGUACGCUGGAUGGCUGAACAGUGCCUUGGAAUUGCGAAUGCACUUUCGACGCUACAUAAAGACCAAGACGCAGGUAAUGGGGACGACUAUCCCAUAUAUGGACGCCAUGGUGAUAUAAAAGCUGGCAAUAUUCUUUGGUUUUCCAAGCCGGGUACCUCAGAUCCUUCAGGAUGGUGUUUAGUUCUCUCCGACUUUGGAUUGAUGAGAUUUCACCGCGCUAUAUCGAUCUCAGCGCAGACCGCCAAUAAGCUUAAAAAAACCUUAACAUAUCAGGCCCCCGAGUUCGAUAUUGCAGGCGCAAAGAUAUCCAGGAAAUCGGAUAUAUGGGCUCUGGGAUGUACAUAUUUGGAAUUUAUCACAUGCUACCUUUCGGGAUAUGAGGCGGUGGAAGAGGAAUUCCCGAGUUGCCGAGGAGAAGAGGAUAGAAAUCUUCCAGGAGUCAGUGAAGACAAAUUUUACCGAACAACCGCCGAUGGAAAGUCGGCUGAGCUGAAGCCUGGUGUUCAGAAUUGGAUCUCCGACCUUCGCAGUAACCCAAAGUGCACCCAGUACUUUCAGGAGUUUCUUGACUUGAUUGAGAAAGGCAUGCUACGUAUCGAGCGAGAAAGGCGCCUGCCAGCAGCUGAUGUUGCCAAGAACCUAGAGAGUCUCCUCAAGAAGUGUCAGAGGGAGAGUUAUAUCAUCGAGAAGCAUGCCCCGCGAGUGACGAGGAGACAGUGAGAACGUCUCGCCAUCUAUAAUGGUGGCCGUGGUCCCUAUAUAUAUUAUUUGUUCUCACAAAAUACAACUAUUAGAA